CUGAACAGGAUGUUUUUAAGGUAUUAUACGGGAACGAUCAUUCAAAUGGCUGGUGUUGAAGAUCCGCAUACCACUAUCUGGCUAUCGUCAGUGGUUGGCGCCGUGUUUUUCUUGUGUACGUUUGUGCCGAUGGCUUUGAUCGAGCGUACUGGACGUCGUCUUCUGCUGUUGAUCUCAGUGGCUGGUGUUGCAUUAUCGCUGAUUCUUUUGGGCGUAUCAUUUCUGCUUGUCAACAUCGAUUCCAUGCAAACAUACAACCAUCUCGAUGCUAACUCAUCGAUACCAUUCAUUAAAUCAUGCUCUCUUUAUAGCAAUUGCGAUUAUUGUGUCACUGAUGAACAUUGUGGAUUUUGCUUCUCGAAGAAUGUAUCACAUUCUAGUAUGUGUGUACCGGUGAACAUAGAUGAUAUUCACGUGUCAACAGCAGGACCGUGUCAGACGACGUCCUCUCAAACGAACAAUUCACUCAUAUUUCAUAGUGAAUUUUGUGAAACCAAAUAUACGGUGAUGCCGAUCGUUUUCAUGGUUGUUUACAUCGCAUUCUUUGCCGUUGGAUUCGCUCCGCUCGCAUGGGCGCUAAAUGCCGAAUUCUAUCCACUUUGGGCCAGAAGUACGGGAUGUGCUCUAUCGACAUUCACAAACUGGAUAUUCUCAUUGGUCAUAUCGCUGACGUUCCUGAGUCUCGGACAGGCAAUCACCAAAUAUGGUGUUUUCUUCCUGUAUGGCGGUAUUACAGUGCUCGCGUUCAUUUUCGUGUUCUUCUGCAUUCCCGAAACAACCGGAAUAAGCAUCGAAGAGGUGGAGAUGCUGUUUAUGUCGAAACAUAAGCGUCGAGAAACUGCGCAGUCGAGACGAAUGACCGACGUUAGCGCUGUAAUCAGAAAAACGAAGGAAGAAACAAUUGUUCACUGA
This is a messenger RNA of Anisakis simplex (herring worm), 912 nucleotides long. The record is from the annotation of a GenBank genome assembly. NCBI's taxonomy places the organism in Eukaryota, Metazoa, Nematoda, Chromadorea, Rhabditida, Anisakidae.